Messenger RNA from Phascolarctos cinereus (koala), 2494 nucleotides. RefSeq names its product ankyrin repeat and sterile alpha motif domain-containing protein 1B-like. Gene Ontology annotation, molecular function: ephrin receptor binding. Gene Ontology annotation, cellular component: cytosol. Gene Ontology annotation, biological process: ephrin receptor signaling pathway. Lineage: Eukaryota; Metazoa; Chordata; Mammalia; Diprotodontia; Phascolarctidae. The record is from RefSeq and is a predicted model, not a curated record.
CUCCCUCCCACCACCCUUCCCGGUGCGGGUGUGAGUGAUUAUGGGGAAGGACCAAGAGCUAUUGGAAGCGGCUCGAACUGGAAAUGUGGCUCUGGUGGAGAAACUCCUGUCUGGGAGGAAAGGAGGGAUCCUAGGCAGUGGUUCCGGGGCUCUGCCACUCUCCAGCCUGCUAAGCAUCUGGCGAGGCCCCAAUGUGAACUGCACAGACAGUUCGGGUUACACUGCUUUGCACCAUGCAGCUUUAAAUGGACAUAAGGAUAUCGUGCUCAAGCUUCUUCAGUAUGAGGCAUCGACAAAUGUAGCUGACAACAAGGGCUACUUUCCUAUACACCUUGCUGCGUGGAAGGGAGAUGUGGACAUUGUUAAGAUUCUCAUCCACCAUGGACCUUCACAUUCCAGGGUCAAUGAGCAGAAUAAUGAAAAUGAGACAGCGCUACACUGCGCUGCUCAGUAUGGACACUCGGAGGUCGUCGCUGUCCUCUUGGAGGAGCUCACAGACCCUACCAUCCGAAAUAGCAAGUUGGAAACCCCCCUGGAUCUGGCGGCCCUCUAUGGUCGGCUGCGGGUGGUGAAGAUGAUCAUCAGCGCCCAUCCCAACCUCAUGAGCUGUAACACCCGCAAGCACACGCCCCUGCACCUCGCCGCGCGCAACGGCCAUAAGGCUGUGGUCCAGGUGCUGCUGGAGGCAGGGAUGGAUGUGAGCUGUCAGACGGAAAAAGGGAGCGCCCUCCAUGAAGCAGCCUUAUUUGGGAAGGUGGAUGUUGUCCGGCUUCUGUUAGAAACGGGGAUUGAUGCCAACAUAAAGGACAGCUUAGGCAGGACAGUCUUAGAUGUGCUGAAAGAGCACCCAUCGCAGAAGUCUCUCCAAAUUGCUGCUCUGUUACAAGAAUAUUUGGAAGGUGGAGACAAAGCUUCGGUCCUGGAGGAGAACGAGUUGGAAUGUACCACACACCAGACGUGCAUUUCGUCGCCUGUUAAUUCACCGUCCCAAAAGACCAAAAGUGAAGCAGUUACUGGAGAAUUGUCAAAGCUCUUGGAUGAAAUCAAACUCUGUCAAGAGAAGGAUUACUCUUUCGAAGAUUUGUGUCAUACGAUCUCAGACCAUUACUUAGAUAAUCUGAGCAAGAUUUCAGAGGAACAGCUUGGGAAGAAUGGGAGCCAGGCGGUGAGGCCUUCAUCCACAAUAAAUCUGUCUCCAGGGGAGUUGGAAGAAGAUGAUGAUGAUGCAAACACUUGUGGUCCUUCAGGGCUGUGGGAGGCAUUAACUCCCUGUAACGGGUGCCGCAACCUUGGGUUCCCCAUGCUGAUGCAGGAGUCCUAUCCAAAGAAGAGAAAUUAUACGCUAGAAAUGGUGCCAUCUGCUUCCCUCGAUCCAUUUUCUGCUGAAAAUGAAAAUGGCCUCAGUGACCUCACAGAUACAGCGGUCACAAAGAAGCCUUGCUCCUUAGAAAUAGCAAGAACGCCUUCCUCGAGGACAGAUAAUGCAUCUCAGGUAGCAAUUACGACUCCAGGAAGUGGUAACCAUAGAAACAGCUCAACAGGCCCCACACCUGAUUGCUCGCCUCCAUCUCCUGACACUGCCCUCAAAAAUAUUGUCAAAGUGAUCCGACCUCAGCCUAAGCAACGGACAUCGAUUGUGUCUUCCCUGGAUUUCCACCGCUUGAAUCAUAGCCAUAAUGACUUGGAAGCCAACUCAUUCCCAGCAUGUAAAAGCUUUCCUGACAGCCCCUCAGUCACUCCACCCAACUGCUCCAUGGGGUCCCUGGAAGGCAGCAGCGAAGGUGCCGACCAGACAGAUCCCUGUCAACAGGAAGACAAUGACCCUCCAGAGGAACAUGAUCCUGGGCAAUUUGCUGGCCUGCUCCAUGGAUCUUCUCCAGCCUGUGAGUCCCCUGAUAAUCCACUUCGUCUCUAUAGCAAAGCAAACAUGUGUGGAGGAGCACAGGAAGAAAUUAGUUUGAUGAAUAAUCCUCUCCAUUAUCAGCAGCCUCCACCAGGAAAUAACCCAGGAGCUCCAGUAAAGAAAAUUAAGCCCAAAGUGGUUAGUAGAACCAUUUUUCACACAAAAAGCCGCGCAUUAGAAAAUCACACCCUUGUUGGCACAAGAACAGCAAGAAAUGGAACAAGAAAUGGGAAUGGGGACCAGUGGGGUGUUAGCACAGGAGGAUUCGUGGAGCGAGCCUGUACUCUGGGAAGGAUACGGUCUUUGCCAAAGGCCCUUCUUGAUUUGCACUUGUCCAAAAAUGUUUCCAAAUCUGAUUCUGAUCUCAUUGCCUACCCAUCCACUGAGAAAACUUCAAGGGUGAACUGGAGUGAAUCCUCAACAACUGAACCCAGUUCUAAAGGGAAUUCUGAGAGGACUCCUUCCUUCACUUCUGAAUGGGAAGAAAUUGAUAAAAUAAUGAGCUCCAUAGAUGCUGGAAUCCACAAUGAGCUUGAAGAGAUGAAUGAUGAUAUUACAAGUAAGGAAACCUUUCUCUUUAAGAAUUAUUGA